Molecule: messenger RNA, 2004 nt
Organism: Aedes albopictus (Asian tiger mosquito)
Lineage: Eukaryota; Metazoa; Arthropoda; Insecta; Diptera; Culicidae
Exons: 4
Coding region: 1-2004 (667 amino acids)
Source: RefSeq, a predicted model, not a curated record
AUGAGUGAACUGUAUGUUGCCACCACAGCCACACUCCCCGCUGAGGUUGAGAUUAUGCUCAGUCUCGGCCUGAAAUUUGCACUUCCGUACACAUCGCUUCAACAAAUUCCUUUCUACCACAUUAUCGCCGACGUAGAGAAUGUGGUGAUCUCCACUCCGGAUCGAUCAAUCAGGGACCGUAACCGAUGCGCGGCAACAAACAUGAUCCAGAACUUCAUCCACAACUUCGACAGUACUCCAAACGACCCAGUGACUGCUUUCUUUGCCCACUCCAGCAAGGUUUGCAGGCGAUUUAAACAGGAAAAUCCAGACCUGAUCAUCACCGAGUCAGAUAAAGGUAAACAAACCGUAAUAAUGUACGAAUCCGACUACAACACCAAAAUGCUGGAGCUGCUAUUGGACACCAACACAUACAAGGUGAUUGCACGGGACCCAACGGAUGGUUUUCAGAAGAAAAACAACAGCAUCGUCGACCGUCUGCUGGCACUGGGUCUCAUCGAUAUUGCAACCUCAUAUCGUUUGCGUGCCCACUCUUCGCAAUGCCCCAGGAUCUACGGACUACCGAAGGUACACAAAACCAACCUACCUCUCCGACCCGUGGUUCCGAAUAUUGGUGCACCAUCCUACAUGCUCUCGAAAUACGUCGGUCGCAUUCUGCAAGCGUCCAUCAACAGUGUGUACAACAUUACAGACUCUUUCGUUUUCUAUAUGGUCAUGGAAAUGUUGAUGACAAAUGUUAUGGCCAAGAUCAAUUUUCCAACGCCGGUCAUAAAGAAGUACGUGGACGACCUAAUCUUAGCAUUACCGCUAGAUAAGGUGCUGGAAGUGCUGAAUGUUUUCAACAGCUACAAUCCCAACAUACAGUUCACUCAUGAAGUAGAGCAAAACGGAAGGCUGCCGUUUUUGGAUAUGGUUCUGGUCAGACUUCCCGAUCAGUCAAUAAAAACCGAAUGGUAUUGUAAACCAAUGGCGUCCGGUCGCUUUUUAGAUUAUUUGUCGAGCCAUCCACUUCACAUGAAGAUGAACAUGGUCUCGAACUUUAUAAAGCGAGUCAGGAAAUUGAGCACUAAUUUGUCUCAAUCAGAGGUUGAUGCGAUCAUUGACAACCAUCUAAAAAUAAACCACUAUCCCCGACCACUCCGACAUCGCCUCAUAAAUCAGCGCAGAGAUGUAGCGGAUAGACGUAGCAGUACAAAUGAGGAAGUCAUGUACAAACCUAUGGUGUUCGUUCCAAACCUAACAAAUAGACUGACAAAAACAUUCAAAACUGACUUCCCUAAUAUCAUGACGGCGAUGAGGAACGAACACACCAUCAAGAGUUUGUUUACCCAGACCAAGGAUCCAAUACCAAAAGACCAACGUAACAACGUCAUCUACAAGAUACCCUGCGGAGAUUGUGAUGCAAGCUACGUUGGACUAACCACCACCACGCUGAAGAAACGAAUAGGACACCACAGAAGCGACAUGACCAAAUUAGACAGACUAAUGAAUGACAUCGAAAACAACAACAACGACGACAACUACAACAGCUAUGAACUCGGCCGACUAAAAGAGAGAACAGCUCUCUUGCUGCAUUCGGCCGACAACAAACAUCGUUUCGAUUUGGACAGAAUGGAGAUACUCGACUGCCAUCGACGUUUCUCUGCUCUCCCCGUUCUAGAAGUGUGCCACAUUAUUAACACAGACAGGACGGUAAACAAACGAAGCGACUGCGACAGCUUAAACGAAAAUCUGGCCUUACGUACUACCGACUACGCCAUCAAAGCUCACGACACUCUCACUCACAAGAUUCAACAACUUUUCACCGUCGUCUUUGUUGGCGGUGUCCACGGUUAUGGCGUCAUCAUCCACCACCGUGAGUUCUGUAUACAAGAAGAAGGUGAAGAACAAAGACCUUCAUCCAACGCCGCAGCAUCAAAGGAGGUGGGCGAGCAUCGAUGCAAAGUGAUUAUCGAUAUUCUUUUUCCUAGAGUAACGCUUUGCAACUCUGCUGCGGUGGAAUGA